AUGCAGCUCAUCCAGGCAUUUCUAAUGGUCACUAUCCUUUGUGUGGCUACAAUCAACGCUGAAAAUCCAGAGUUCCAGAACGACAUUCGACAACCAUCGAACGACACAGACACGAAUACUGGAAAGGAUUCUGUUGCCAAGGGUUUUGAUGUGAAUAAAGUCGAAUUCUCAGUAAGUGACCCUAGCGAAGAAGGAGGCGAAAAUGUUUCAAAAGACCACACGCCUUUGAUAGCAGCUGUGGGUGCGUGUGCGUGUGUUGGUGUGUUGGGUGCAGUCUACAUGAAACGACGGAAGCAAAAUGAGAAGUUACCGGGUGAGAUUUUCACAAUUGACGAUAAAAACUCGGUUUUGUAA
Molecule: messenger RNA, 354 nt
Organism: Plasmopara halstedii
Lineage: Eukaryota; Oomycota; Peronosporomycetes; Peronosporales; Peronosporaceae
Exons: 1
Coding region: 1-354 (117 amino acids)
Source: RefSeq, a predicted model, not a curated record